CAUUGGCCAUUCUUGAGGUUGCAGGUCUCGGUGGUGGCUAGUAGUGGUUUGUCUCGACUCGUCUCACUUUCUGGGUGCCUUCCUCAGUGGUGGCAUAAAUGAAUUAGAUAAUAUAUAAAUACCAUGACUCUGCAACUCUGUGGGGGAGGGGGUGCAGGUUCUGGCUCUUGGUCCCUGGUAGGCUGUAGAAUUCUGCAACUCCUACAUUGGAGAUAGCUUUAGGGAGCCCUCACCCAGAAAUUUGUAUUUCAUUACUUUCAAUGCUGGGUUUUUAAGGGUCUAGGUUAAUUCCUUCACAUCCAUAUAGAUGUAUUAUAACCAUAUUUACAUUAUUUAAAAGUUAGGGGUAAUAAUUAAAUUCAGCAAAUGAUAAUUGUAAUAUCCCAGGGAUCAACAUAUGAUAUAAUCAUAUUUUAAGGAUAAAUAUAUAUUAUUUUUGCCAAUCUUGCUUGGAUAAAGCUAUUUGAAGGGUAAGAGGGGUACGGUAACUCUUUAUGGAAGUGCAAAAUUUAUGGAUAUUCCCAUUGACAUUUUGGUCAGUUUUAUAACCACCUUACUUAAGUAAUGAAGGCUGGGUUGGGAAAUUUAGAUAAUACUGAAGCUAAAAUAGAUGUAAUAAGCAUUUAAAAAUGUAGACAAACCUUAUGUUUGACAUUAAAAUGAAUAUCAUCGAAUACUUCAGCAAUGGAGCUAUAAGUUGUGGAAAAUUGUGUUGAAUGUUUCAGUAUACAAGACUGAUGCCAUAGGCUUGGUGAGCUAGUGAGUAGAUUAUAAGGCUGAAUUGUAGACAAAAUUAUCAAGAUCUGUCUUUUUGACAAAUUAUUUGUGAUGUUCAGGCAGAUUAUGCUAUUUUGCAUAACAUACUCAAUUAAAGGGUCGCAGAGAUUAGGAGUUUUUACUGCUGUUGGUCUGAAUGUUGUGAACGAAACAAAACUUAUUAAUAUUUUAUGAAAUUCUCUUGUGCUACUAUGCUCAUAUCUAAAUAUUUGCUUGUAUGGACUUUGUUUGGAAAUAAUGCAGAAAAUUGUUAUGAAGGGACUUUCUGCAACAUUGGCUACUGUAUUGGCCAUACCAAUGAUGGAAGUAGUAGUGCUUCAGGAAGAAGUGGAGUUGCCAGCAAGGCAGAACUCCCCUUACAGUGAUGAGUGGAAAAGGACCACUCACCUACCAGACUUGUUGCUGGCACUCAGUAACCAGAGCUUUGCCACAGCUUCUGGACUCUGGUGCCACCCUUGGAAGGCCAUGCAGAAAGUGGUGUGGUCCACAUAUUCUGCCCAAGGAAUUGGCUGUCUAGCCAAGCACACUUAUUGAGCACAGUAACUUGGCUGGCAUUAAAUACUUUGUGCUCUAUAUACUCAGUGCUAUGGUUUGAGACGUAGUGCAGAUCGUGUGACCUCCAGACGUGGUCCCCGAAGUCCACCACCUCGCCCAGUAAAUGUGCCUGGUGGCAAUGGAUUGGCUCAUAAUGGUGGUGGGGGUGGUGGUGGCGGAGGUGGUGGUGGUGGUGGUGGUGGUGGCGGCGGCGGCCGUGGCCGCAAAUGGAAAGUACGCUUGCGUAGGCCUAACAAACGGUCAGCAAGGGGUGGUGGAGGAGGAGGAGGCGGCAGUGGAGGACCACCAAUGUCUGGUGGCAACAAACAGCCCAUUGCCUCCAUGAGGAUGAGAAUGGAUGAUUAUAGGCCACCACGUGCUGAAAGGCUCCUCCGUGAUCCUAAAGAUGAUGGUCAUCAUGGAACUGCAGGAGAGAGAGGUCCUAUGGAGCAAGUGGUUGUGCGUGCACGCCGUGAAGCUUCCACUCGUACUAAGGACACUUUUUGGACUAAGAAGUUGUUGGAUGCUGAAGCUACUCAACCAAACAGGUGGGCACACACUGGAUUCAAGGAAUUAUACAGAGAUGAGCUAGGAUAUAGUGAUAUUGGGGAGGGAAGUGCAGAUGAAAAGGAAAGAGAAAACCGGGCUUCAUCUCGUCCUCGUGACCCACGGGAUCCACCGGGCAUUGUUCCUCGCAAAGCUGCUUCCCCCUCCCGCCCCAGAUCCCCACAAGACCCACGGCGGAGAACAAGAAGUGGAUCAGCUCAAUCUCCCCGAAGAUCUCCAAGACGAUCUCCAAGGCGUUCUCCUCCUCGGCCAGCCCCAAGAACUUCACCACGUUCGCCAAGGCGAUCUCCAAGACGCUCUCCUAAACCAGUUAAAAGAGUGAAAAAAGUUCAUAGUUCUCGGUCACCUGCACGUGGUCGUGGUAUUCACAAAAGGACAUACUCUAGCAGCUAUUCAAGAUCGUCUUCCAGUAGUAGUGGUUCUUCAUACUCUAGAAGCUAUUCUUCUUAUUCUCGUUCAUCAUCGGGCUCAUCAUCAUCAUCCUUUACAAGUUCUUCAUCCAGCUCAUCUGGGUCUAGGCGGAAACGUUCUUAUACACCAGCACCUCGCAGACCAAAGUCUUAUUCUGGAUCUCCCCGAAGGGCGAGGGUAAGUAAAAGGAAACCACCACCAGCUAAUCCAUCAUCACAGGUUCGCAUGAAGCAAGUUACCCAUCAGGAGACAACAAAGAAACUUGUUACUAAAACUGUCAGCAAUGUUGUUGUAAAGUCACGAAAUACUGUAUCAAAAAUGCCAAAGUUGAAAAACAAGGUAAAAAUCAAAGAAGGGGAAAGUGCAGUACGAAGAAAAGCACGUCCUCCUGUUCCUGCACCUGCGAGCAAUUAUUAUAAUGAUACUAAUGAAGUGCCGGUAGAAGAACCUGCAGUGUAUAGGGGACCAGGCACUCCUCCUCGUGUUCCCACAGAGGGUCGUCACUUAUUAGAUCCUCACCACUAUAAGGUUGUCCCACCUGAUCAUCCAGAGUAUCAUCAACCUCCACCUCCCCCAAGAGAAUCACCAAGAUCAGAAGGAGAAGAAUCAGAUUCAGAUUCAUCAUCAGAUGAUGAAGAUGGGCCACGACGUAUGACACUUUCCGAGAGAUUUGGAAAACUCGCUCAACUUAGUUCACAGCGACAAGAAUAUGAAGGAGUGCGGAUGAAGAUAGUUCGUGAAGGAGGUCAAGAUAAGAAAGUUUACCUUGAAGCUGGACGACUACAGUCUAGGACACCUUCUCCAAGUGGUAGAAGUCGUGCAAAUCAUCCAGCUCAUGAAAGAUGGCUACAAGAACAUCAGGCUGAAUAUAGAGAAUAUCAGGAGCGCUAUGGAGAGAUAAGGCAGUGGGAUCCCCAUCGUGAUUUGCCUAGAGAAUUACCACAAAAUUGGGAUGAUGUUCAUGUCAGAUAUCGUUAUUAUAAAGAAUCUGGAUAUUUUGGAGAUAGAUCUAUUACUCUUGACGAUUACCUUAAAUGGGAACAAUGGUGGUAUCGUUAUCGUGAUUGGUUGGAGAAAUAUGGAACCAGCCAAGACUUGGAGGAAAGGGACUGGCAGUUUCGUGCUUCCAGCUAUGAAUAUGAAGUUCGUGGUGCAGCUACUACUGGGCUUGGUGGCAGAUGGGCCAGACGAGAAUCUUCACGAGAAGCAGAUGACAGAAAGAGAAGACGCUAUUAAUAUUGUUCAGAUUUUGUACUCUGUAUCGUGAUUAAUGUACCACAUACAGUAUAUCUGAACAUGAUUUAUUAUUAUUAUUAUUAUUGUAUUUUGA
Messenger RNA from Procambarus clarkii (red swamp crayfish), 3619 nucleotides. The record is from RefSeq and is a predicted model, not a curated record. NCBI's taxonomy places the organism in Eukaryota, Metazoa, Arthropoda, Malacostraca, Decapoda, Cambaridae.